AUGGCUGUACUGGAUUCCAAUUUCCGCGUGCGUGGCGUUGAGGGCCUGCGCGUUGUUGAUGCCUCUGUCUUCCCUAAGAUUCCCGGUUUCUACAUUGCCGUUCCUAUCUAUAUGAUCAGCGAGAAAGCUUCGGAUGUCAUUCUCCAGGCUGCGAAAGGAGUUUAA
Messenger RNA from Histoplasma mississippiense, 165 nucleotides. RefSeq lists its product with no specific name. Gene Ontology annotation, molecular function: flavin adenine dinucleotide binding; oxidoreductase activity, acting on CH-OH group of donors. Bases 1 to 165 code for a protein of 54 amino acids. The record is from RefSeq and is a predicted model, not a curated record. NCBI's taxonomy places the organism in Eukaryota, Fungi, Ascomycota, Eurotiomycetes, Onygenales, Ajellomycetaceae. The transcript has a single exon.